GGCGCCGUUGGGUCGACGAUACGCGAUGUCGAAAGCUUCCUCGAUCCUCGGGCCGUAUCUCCACGCCGGAGAAAAGUAGAGAAUUAAAUGGUAACUAAUCGCCCCUGAGACCGCGAGUUGAAUAAUCAAAAAGGCCAACCGACUCGAAUGCAGCGUCGCAAUGCACGAGAGAUGACAUUUGCCAUUGACAGUGGUUAGUGAGAGUGAUUAGCAGUGAGGAUUGUUUGUUUCGUCGACUUUCUUCCGCUCAAUGAUGGCUUUUCUGCAAGUUUCUCGACUCUUUGAUAUUUUUUCUUGUCCUUUUCUCUACCCUAGUCUUCUAUUUUUUGGCCCGACUCACCGGAGGUGAAUAAAAGUUUUGUUUUAUCCGUAGGGAUUAUUAUGUCGGUAGGAAUGAUGAUACUUUUGGGAAAAGUUGUUCUUUUUUGCCCCUAGGACAUUUUCAAUUCUAACUCAGUUUGCAGGUUCGAAAGUUGAGAACUGACCGAAAAGAAGCUUUCAGAAAUGUCAAAGUAUGUAUCGAGGACUCGAGACACCUUUCGAAAGACCAGCAUUGUGUACCGAACGUGGAGUUUGGCUGUAUUCCUAUCCUUGCAUGUGGGACGCAAUGAGAACCAAAUUUUAUAAGCAGAAGGUGUUCGAACUAAUAGGAAUAAGUGAGAAAUAUGAGAAACGAAAGAUACUAGUCAUUUUUUUCUGUCGACAUUCGUCGCAGUAACGUCAGAAGCUUGAUUAGAAUCCAAUAUUCAACAGCCAACAGUGAAUUCCGAUGUAACAAAAUAUGUUCGAAAAUAUUCUCACGGACGAAAAAUGCCCCGCAUAUCGUACACGAUGACGCAUUGAGCGGAUAGAAGGAAGGUGGGUAAGAGUACCGUGAGAAAAUGGAACCUGUCGACCAUAGUGAGUGAAUUUAAGGUGCAAGCAUGUGCUGGAGAAUUGCCACGAUUUACAUAAUGGCUCACCUCUCGAGCAUUCGUGCUGAUAUGGAUUAUAUGGCUCUCCUUUCGGAAACACUGCGCACCCGUUAUCUGCUCGGAUGUACGGCUUCCUCUUCGGCGACAUCCGUUCCCCUGACCCUUCGUUGCCCUCCCGGCACGACAAUAAGCGUCACCCUUGCGCACUACACGGACAAUCCGACAGCAUCCCUCGGCAUUCUGCAAGUUCCUCAAUGUCCGCUGCCGGUUAUCACACCUGACCAAGUAUUCGGCCUAAAUUGUACCAGCAACGUGCAGGUGUUCAGCAUUUGCUCGUCAUUUGGAAGCUCAAUGCCCAUAUCAGCGUCCAUUUCGAACCCAGUGAUCACGUGGUUUGAAGAGGUUAUACUGAUGACUGACGUCAGAAAGGAAAAGGCGAACACUUAUUUUUGCAGAAGGAUUAACGCAAGAAAAACAAAGUGGAGGGACGUCGACCACGGAUCGUGGGGAAGGUACUCGCUGCUGCAGACGGUCGUCGAGGCCUGCCAGAAGAAGAGACAGUGUCGAGUCUUGACGGGCGAUGAAAACGAACGGGAUCCUUGCCUUCUACACCACCGUCUACGUCGGCCCCGACUCGUCGAGCUCGCCUACAAAUGUCGACCAUACGAGUUUCGGAGCAAACUGUCAUGCGCCGGUGAGAGAGUCUCGUUAUCCUGCAACCCCGGAAGCCGAGUUGCCGUCUACAGCGGAUUUUACGGCAGGAACGAGUACGAAAACCUCCACUGCCCUCAGCCGCCUGGCGUUCCGGAGGAAACCUGUGUCAGCGAGGGAGGAACGAGAACUGUGAUGAGAGCUUGUCACGGACGGAGAAGCUGCGUCCUAACCACGAGCCCCAAAUUGUUCAUUCGUCCAGCGACCUCGAAUCCGUGCAAGCACUCGAACACGAAGCCUUAUCUCUACGUUGUCUACACUUGCGUUCCCAGAAAGGUCCUCGCCGAGGAAUACGAAAUGCCUCUGCUGCCCGACGAGGACGAAAACCUCCAGGAGCCGGAUGUCCUCGAGGAGGGGUUCGACAAGGCAGACUUCAAAGCCGCCUUCAGUCCCAGCCCGAAUCUGGUCGGACCGCUUUCCGACACCGUCAACUCGACGUCGCGGACUCCGCAGCCUCGGCCACCCCUGACCAAGGAGGGUGCGGGUUUCGAGGGCUCGAAAGACGAAGGCAUGUUCUACGUCUGGGUUGGCCUCUGCUCGGGCGUUCUGCUGACGCUGAGUGCUGUUCUGGCGAGGGUUGUCGUUCAGCAGUUGAACUCCGGCCGUCCCCUCACCCCCGACACACCGCCGAGGACAAAAUUCCCCGCCGACUUGGCCGCGAUCGAGGCUGAGGUCGACCUGACAACGACGACGCUUUCGAUAACGAAGAAAAAAAGCGUGCCUCACGUCGUAGAAGACACCAUGACGUUUACUGCGGCGGAAAAUCGGUACCCGCUGCGACCUGUUUCGACAACGCAUCGGGGACUCAUGGAGACGUCUCUGGUGACGACGAAUGACCUGGUCGGAGCUUCCCUCCGGAAUGGUCAGAACCUCUGUUGUCCUGCGUGACGUCAGGGCGGUGGUCGCCAAUCCGAUUUUCGCGUGACCGCCUCGCCAUCACCAUCGACUCUGGGCAGUACUCGUUGUCAUUUGGAAGACGGCCGCCACUCGGCUGGAAUCGGGAGCCCCGAGAACAACAAACCAAGGCCAAAGGCCAGGUCGUCUGACGUCAUUGGUCAACCGAAAUCGUGCACGAGGAUGUACUGUUUCUAAAAGUGCAUUGAUCAAUCUCCACGAUUCGGAACGGACUAUAUUGAAAUUUGAAAUGUUUUUAUAUAACGCGAACAUGUUUUACGCGUUUUUCCAUGUCUGUUUUCCGUACUCAAAGUACUCGUUUCCAUGCCGGUCGAGUUGCUCUGCGAAUGCGCGUGCGCGGAGUACUGAAAAGACCACUUUUAAGUUCUUGGAGUUAAAAGUGGUCUUUUUUGUACUGAGCGCAUGCGUUUUCGUGUUUAGUGAAGAACGCGGAACAUACUCUUGUUAUAUAAAGAAUGGUGUGCAACAAGAAGGCAACGGUUUUUUUCGCAUCGCGUAUUUGCGUAUUAUCGUCUUCGGUUCGCCUACAACUCGUAUUGCAAACUUACGCUCGCCCCGAAAUGACCGAUUUUGCCUCCCUGUUACCACAAUAUACUAUAGUUUGAUAUGAACGGGAAUUGGAAUCGGAAUUAUUGGUUAUGAUUUCGAAAAGUGUACCAGCCACCACACAAAAACGCAUGUCAAUCCGAACUGGAAGUUGUACAGCAUAUUUGGCAAUCUGAUAAUUGCGUUUCAGUGACAUUAUAGGUACGAUAAAAUUCUGUACGAUGAUAUUAAUCUUUUUUCAUUUUUAAAUAACUCUAAUUUUGUUAAAGCUCUUAAAAACCCGUUUGCAAUACUCGCCGAUUUUUUUUACAGCUGGAACCCUCUACAGCUCUUCAAAUUCGGUUUCAAAAUAUGAUCUUUAGUUAUGAAUAAUGUCUGAAUGAUUCCGGGAUCAUCGAGUAUUCUUUCAUUUAUGAAAUAGUAUGUUGAAAAAGAACAUUCUAGUCGAAAACCUGCCGAGAAGGUUUUACAACAACGAUAAAGUAUUUUCGCAUGGAAAAUCAGUUACACAUUAUUAUGACUGUUCAUGUCAUUGAUCAUACUUUUUUAAUGUAAGAGGUAGCAAGUUGUGGAGACUUUUAUUUAUCGACACAGUAAGUCCUGUGGUUUAUACAAAUUUUGCGACUGACACGCCUUUUUUGUUCGAGAAAUGAUUGAAUAGUGUUAUCUCUCAAGUUUCAGAUGAUAGGACUGUGGUAGUUGAUUUUUGUGAUCUGACCAAAUUUUUUGGAGGCUUAUUGGCUGUUUCUUAACCAAAAUUCAACUCUAUCAACAUCAGUUACGUUAUAAGUCAACUUGAUGUUUAACGGAAUCUUACAAAAUUUACGAGUUCUUCAACUGGCUUUAUGAUAAUUGAUUCAUGGAGAUCUGACUAGAUCUGCUCAGCAUUUAGAGUUUCUAAAGUGAAAGUUUGGCUGAUCCAAACUGUCGUCCUUCAGACUGUAAUUCUCGCAAUUUUGUACUUUUGCACAGUAAAUUUCCACCGAAUAAUUGUAAAUACAGGUAUAUGUGACUGUAAAAUUCUUCAAGCUUGGCGAAUGUAGGGUAUUAUAAAUACUGUCUACUGAAAAUUUCAUGAAAUUCUAUGGAAUUUUUAUUACUUCGAUGUCAAAAUUACUGUCAUUCUCCAAGUCUUGGAUAUACACCUUUGAUUAUUAUGUUUAUAAAUGUACUUUACGAACCAUGUUGACAGUGAAAUAUAUAAUAUUCUAAAUUA
Neodiprion virginianus is the source of this 4302-nucleotide messenger RNA. RefSeq names its product protein eva-1 homolog C-like. The record is from RefSeq and is a predicted model, not a curated record. Lineage: Eukaryota; Metazoa; Arthropoda; Insecta; Hymenoptera; Diprionidae. Gene Ontology annotation, molecular function: carbohydrate binding. Bases 924 to 2513 code for a protein of 529 amino acids. The transcript is spliced from 12 exons.